CUUCUGCAAGCCUCUCCAGCCUGCAAGGUGGACCCUGAGCUGACCUUCAGUUUUAUACCUCCUCACUCCAUCUUCUCCCAAGUCCUCUCAUCUUCAUGUCUUUCCAAAUGUCUUCUAAAGCCCCGAGCUGGCGCAGCAGCAGCUCGUCAAGCCAAAUUGGCGCAGGGGAUUUCAGGGUGUCGGGCUCCAGACUCCAGGCAUUGCGUUCAGGUUGGGAUCUGUCAGCAAUGAAAUCGGUUAUGGACUCUUCUCUCCCUUCCCUGCGUUCUGGGAUGGACACUUUCAUUCAGAACAACCAUCAGGAGGCCAUGCAGGGGCUGAAUGAACGUCUUGCCGGCUAUCUCCAGCGUGUCAGGGGUCUGGAGGAGGAAAACCGAAAACUGCAAGAGGAGAUUGAGGACAUAUCUGCCAAGAAGACUCAAGGUCCCAGAGACUGGGAGACUCACCAGGCGCCCCUGCUUCAGCUGAGAAAGCAGGUGGAAGAUCUGAAUAUGGACAAUGCCAAACUCUUGCUGCAAAUCGAUAAUGCCAGGCUGGCAGCAGAUGACUUUAAAGUGAAGCUGGAGGCAGAACAAGUUAUCUGUGAUGGGGUCCACAAGGACACUCAGGGACUGCGCAAGAUGACAGAUGACACCAAUUUCCUGAGGAUGAAACUGGAAUCUGAAGUAGAGACCCUAAGAGAAGAGCUGGCCCAUCUUUAUAAGGAUCACGGGGAGGAAGUGGCCGCCCUGCAGGCUCUCAUAGCCAAUAACAACGUGAAGGUUGAAGUGGACGCUCCCAAAAAGCCGGACUUGAAUGAAAGCAUUGCCCAGAUCCGCAGCCAGUAUGAGAAAAUGGCCGAGCAGAACCGAGCGGAGGCUGAAAAUGCAUACCAAAGCAAGUUUGACGCCCUUUCCCAGGAAGCCAGUGUGAACACAAAGGCUCUGGAGCAAACCAAGAACGAGGUGGCCGACCUCCGGCGCCAGCUGCAGUCUUUGGAGAUGGAACGUCAGACCAUGCAAAAGACGGUGGACUCUUUAGAUCACGUCUUGAAGGACACAGAGGAUCACUACGGAUCCAACUUGGAGGAACUGAACCGUCACCUGACUCGACUCCAGGAUGAACUAGCCGCCUGUCGUUCCGACAUCGAGCGCCAAGUCCGGGAGUACGACACCCUGCUGAACUUAAAGUCCAAGCUGGAGAACGAGAUCCACGCUUACCGCUCCCUGCUGGAAGGAGUGACAGACAAGGACGGCCCAGAGUCUGCGGUUAAAGGGGGUAAGUGAACAUUAGGACCGACCACAAUACAGAAGGUGACAGUCACUAAGCACGAGGUUGUGGAUGGAAAAGUAGUGUCUGCAGCAACUGAGGAAACCAUUAAAUAAGAUGGCGGUGGAAACG
Molecule: messenger RNA, 1380 nt
Organism: Bufo bufo (common toad)
Lineage: Eukaryota; Metazoa; Chordata; Amphibia; Anura; Bufonidae
Product: keratin, type I cytoskeletal 18-B-like
Exons: 8
Coding region: 96-1265 (389 amino acids)
Molecular function (GO): structural molecule activity
Source: RefSeq, a predicted model, not a curated record